Molecule: messenger RNA, 886 nt
Organism: Phlebotomus argentipes
Lineage: Eukaryota; Metazoa; Arthropoda; Insecta; Diptera; Psychodidae
Product: polyisoprenoid diphosphate/phosphate phosphohydrolase PLPP6
Exons: 4
Coding region: 224-886 (220 amino acids)
Molecular function (GO): sphingosine-1-phosphate phosphatase activity
Source: RefSeq, a predicted model, not a curated record
CAGAUACGACUUUUCGCUGCAAUCAACCGACUGUCUUCCAAAACAUCAUCGACUUCUUUAUUGGGCAUUUAUCUCACAUUCAACUUUUGCACUCGUCAGAUGAAUUUCGCUAUUUUGUGGUGUUUUGCAAACUAAAAUCCCAUUAAAUAUAGUUUUUGUCAUAGUAAAAAGUAUUUAGCAAGUGAAAGUAGAGCCUCUUUGUGUGUGUUAUCAUCAGGUGAAAAUGUCUGAGAAGAAAAAUGAAGAUCUCCAGAAGGAAGACAAGCGACAAUUGCCACCCUAUCUCAAGAAGAUUCUCGCCUGGGAUGUUGAGCUGACAAAGCGCUUCGUGAGUUUUAUGCUUAAUUUUGUCAGCGUGCGAUCCGUGAAGAAUCACGGCCGUUUCCUUGAGAUCUCAUGCCAUGGAAUCAUCAUUCUGGUUCUUUGGUUCAUCCUGACAUGGAUGAUCGACGAUCCGGAGCUUUAUGAGAUGCAGAUAAAUCUGCUGAUCGGUCUUCUGCUUGAUAUUGUGAUCAUCGCGUGCAUCAAAGCUGCCACAAGGAGACACCGUCCGAGCUUCAACGAUGAUCCGUUCAGCAUUGGACCGGACAAGUUCAGCUUCCCCUCCGGACACGCUUCGCGGGCAGUUUUCAUGGCUGCGUUCUUUACGCUGCUUUCUCCCCUGCCAAUGAUCUUCUGGCCACCGCUCGUUGCCUGGGCGACGGCUGUGUGCUUCUCGCGCCUCCUCAUGUACAGGCAUCACAUCCUGGACGUUCUGGCUGGCGCUGUUCUGGGACUGCUCGAGGCCUUCCUGCUCUCGCUUCUGUGGUGUGAUCGUGAGACGUCUCUGGGAAUCAUGAAGUGGAUCUCAGAUGACAAGUAUGUGGAGGGGCAAACAGGAAUUUGA